UUAACCAGGAACAAUGAUCUGUGCUUGUAUUUUUUUUCUCUCAACAUCAAAAUUGCACCAAAAAUGAUGAACAAACCCUAACCAGGCAAAAAGUCGCAAAACCAGUCCUCAUCUCCCUCUCCUUGUUCGCCCUUCCUUGUUGCUUCCCUAGCCCUAUCUCGCGCCGCUGUGCUCUCGCCGCCGUGCCUCCCGCCAUCACGUCGUCUGUGGGUGUUGUAUCGCAUGAUGCUUCCUGCUGCAGCCUAUGGGUGUUGCCGUGUUGCAAGUUGAUAGUGUCGCCAUAGCUGCUGCUCUCUUUUCCGCCGUGGCUGACUCCGUCGUGGCGCCGCCGGUUUAGUUAGAAUGGCACCAGAGAUAUCUAAAAGUCUUAACGGGAAGUUGAGCUAAGGGGAUAGAAUUCUUCAACUUGGUGGAGACGACAAACUGUUUAAGCAAUUCUUCAAUGUCAGAGAAGGUGGAACACUUCUAAAAGCUGUGCCAUGCUAUCUUUCGACAACAUCGGGGCCUUUAGCAGGUCUGCUGUUCAUCUUAAGUGACAGGGUAGCAUUCUGCAAUGAGAGAUCAAUCAGAAUAUUUACAGGGAAAGGCCAAAUGAUGAUGAUCCAGUACAAAAUUUUCACUCCUACCUUUGCAAUUGCAUUUUGAGGGCAUGGACAUGGCGGCUCAACACCCAACAGCAGCGCUCCUCUUGUGUGAUGUGGUGAUGGAGAUCCUCUCUUGGGUUCCUGUAAAGCCUCUCACGCGCCUGAAGCUUGUGUGCAAGUCAUGGAACUCCAUCAUCUCCCACCCUCACUUCGUCAAACUUCACCUUCACCGUUCACCCAAAAAUGCCAUCCUCCUCUUUACGCAAACACCAGCGCUCACCCUGGACCAAAAAGCAAAACGGGGCUUAGUGUUUAGUAGCGUUGAAUCUUUCAUCCAGAAUCCAUCAUCCACUCUUGAUGCUCAAGAGAAUCUCCACUCUCUACACGGACAAGACUGGGUUUCUGGUUCAUGCAACGGCUUGGUUUGUGUAGCCCAUAUUCUUGACCACCCCAACAACGAUAUUUGCGAUAUCUGGUUCCGUUUAUUGAACCCUCUCACAGGGUUUAUUUCAGAGAACUCGCCGUGCUUACGUGUCAAUGAGAAUAAUGUUUUUGGGUUUGGGUAUGAUGAGUCAAGUGACAGUUACAAGGUAGUGACUGUCAUUCGGGAUUCUUCUGAAACAGUAACUGCGCAACUUUAUAGCUUCGGUGGUAGUUCUUGGAAGACGAUCAACAGUUUCCCUGCUUUUCCGUUUUAUGCUGAAGAUAACGGCCACUUCAUCGGUGGCACUCUUAAUUGGCUAGGUCUCCGUAACCCGCAUGGAGAUGAUUAUGAUUGGGCUGCUGUUACACUUGAUAUGUUAAUGAUUGUUUCUUUUGACCUGAAAUCGGAUACACAUAAACAGAUUCUGCUUCCAAAGGUUAUCAAUGAGAUCCCCGGUGAAGAGCCAACUCUGGGAGUUUGGGGAAAUAGCCUGUAUCUUCUUCAUGAUUACAAGAAAACUCAUUUUAUUGCAUGGCAAAUGAAGGAGUUUGGAGAUGAAAAUUCUUGGACUCAAUUGCUAAAGAUUAGUUUUCACCAUCUCGGUGUUGAAAGGCUAUUAUCAGUGUUUAUAUUUGAGAAUGGAAAUAUCUUCAUGUUGAGAGGCAGGCAUCGUUUUGAGGAAGUUUUUUAUGACCGAAGAGAUAAUUGUGUUAACCGCAUUAAUAUCUUGGCCAACAAUAGUUACCUCAUUGCUUUUGAUUAUGUUGAGAGCUUGGUUCAGCCUUGUUAAAAUUCGGUUCCUAUUCAAAGUUUUGCUUCUGCAGCUUUUUGUUUUUCCCGCAAAGUUCAGGUCAUUGUGAUUAUUUUGAGUGUUUCCUUACUUUGGCUACUUCUUCUUCUUGGAUCCAAAUUUGUAGACGGAUCACUUUUAUUUUGGCUGCAAACGUUAUAUACACAGGUGCAUAAAAUUCUAACAUCCUUAUUAAUUUUUGCUAAUUGUUGGAUGAAGUUUACAGACAAAUGAAGUUGCGUUGAUUUUUUUAUUAGUAAGAAUCUAGAACAUGAUUUUCGCGACCAUCCCAGUGUAAAGUAAUGAAAUUUUCACUUUCUUUAUUUAGUUAUUGGUUACUUUAUCUUUUCAUGACAUAUAUUUUGUAUGGUGAACAAGCUUGAUGGCAAGCUGAAAUCUUAUUUAUAGUAGUCAUGGGAUGGGAUUGUACUAAUAUGAAUGAAUAAUAUAAGGAUGGAAAUAAAUUAUGACAUCCUAUUACCCUGCCAAAAGUACCCUAAGUAUGCCCUAUCUAUUUAUGAUGUAUAUACAUUCAUUAGUUUUUUCCGUGGAAAUUAUGUGACUAUGUGAAGGUAGUUUUGAUCCU
Molecule: messenger RNA, 2384 nt
Organism: Arachis stenosperma
Lineage: Eukaryota; Viridiplantae; Streptophyta; Magnoliopsida; Fabales; Fabaceae
Product: F-box/kelch-repeat protein At3g23880-like
Exons: 2
Coding region: 650-1798 (382 amino acids)
Molecular function (GO): protein binding
Source: RefSeq, a predicted model, not a curated record